Molecule: messenger RNA, 5553 nt
Organism: Galendromus occidentalis (western predatory mite)
Lineage: Eukaryota; Metazoa; Arthropoda; Arachnida; Mesostigmata; Phytoseiidae
Product: helicase ARIP4
Exons: 10
Coding region: 1-5553 (1850 amino acids)
Cellular component (GO): nucleus
Molecular function (GO): ATP binding; ATP hydrolysis activity
Source: RefSeq, a predicted model, not a curated record
AUGGCAACCCCUCCGUGGUUGGAGGGCCGGAAUGCUGGUCAUUACUCUAAUUCCCUGAGCCAGCAAGCGCCGGUGCCGCCGACGGGACUGACUGCCCUCGAGCGUAUGCUCGAUUCGACGCCUUCUGGUCAGAAACCUGACCAGCUGCAGUCACGUUCGGGGGAGUCCCAAUAUUGUCAACCAUGGACGACUCCGUCAUCACAGCUGUCGUUGGACCCGCCGUCGUAUUCAGCGCCGAAUCAGUGGUACAAUCCUGGGGACUUCGCUCCAUAUCCCGGUCAAAAUGAGAUCAAUUACAAUUAUCAACAGCCUCUACCGACGAACUCGCGGUAUGCCCCGCCCUCGAAUCAUCCGUUGGGAACUCCGGGGAACGGAUCGCAAGUCCAAGAAGUCCCGAACCAAUACUAUAACUCACCGCAAAUGCCGCAAGCGCCAUCGAGCUCGGGCGUCAUCAAUGAUCAGCCAUGGUGGUUUCCUCAAGAUAGCAGAUCUUCACUUUCGAGCAGCUCGUCAAGUUCCCAAAGAUAUUUGAGUCCUUUCGGGAACACUGGUUACUACGAGCCAGGAUAUCCCCCACCGUCGCUCCCUCCCCAACAACAGCAACAUUCGCAGCAGCAACAACAACAACAUCAGCAUGCGCAGCCGCCACAGCAACAACAGUCACAACAGCAAGCUCAACAACUGCCGCCGCAGCCGUCGCCGUCAAUGCCUCCUUCGGCAGCCCAGUACAACCACAGCAUUCCUCAGCAGAGUAACUUCAACAAUGGAGCUCCGUCGCCACAAACUUCGUACCCGCAGCCUCCACAAUUCGAACCAUUUGUCGGGUAUUCGAAUUCCCUCCUUCCGCCGUCUUCGGCUGGACAAUCGGGCGGUUACUACGAUGCACCUCCGUAUUGCGAUCCUGGGAUCUACAAUAGAGGCCCGGUGAAAAACGAGCCAAUCAACGCCUGUUCAUCCUCCCAAAACCAUAUGAUGCCACCCUUCGGUCAGCAACAUCAAGCCCCGCCGCAAACUUACCCUGGAAACAGUGAUUCAACAGUAGGUCAACAGCAAUAUCCCUGUACCCACAACUCCCAAAUGUUGUCCCCAGCUCAACAGGCCGUCGAAGCACAGCCGGGAGCGCAGCAAUCUUCACAAAGAACGCCCACCACAGCGUCCGAUGCGAAGAAGCCCCGACGAAGAAGUCGGAAAGCCAAGGAUGCUACUCUCCCAGAACGGCCCGUGCCCCAACAGCCUCAACCGGUGAUGGGAAAUCAGCCUCCCAUUUCCCCGAUGAAUAUGGGAAGCUAUACCCACCCCAUGGGCCCUCCGCCACCUCACGCUCUGGAUCCUUAUCUGAACCCAUACGCUAAUCAGGGGGGUUUCCCCCUCGACGAGCGUGUCCCGGUGACUCCUCAGCAGAUGGCGAACUACCCGCCCGAUCAAUACAUGCCCGUCAAUCAUCAACUAGGCAAUAAGCGUCCAGGGUGCGACAUGAUGACAAUGUCGGACUCCCCUUCGAAAAGAAUGUCGAAUCCCUACCAGACGAAUGGCUUGAUGGCUAACCCUCACAUGAUGAACGGAAUGUAUCAGCAACAUAGACCUCCUGAAGCCCCUCGGGAAGAAGAAAAUUCCAGGGAGGAUCCUGCAGAGAAGGACGAUUCCACUCAAGAAUCGACAAAUACCUUAGAAAGUGCCAAAACCGAGAACGAUGAUGAUGACAAAGGAGGCUUAGCCGCGAGUAGCGAAAACUCGAAAGAUCCCUAUAAUACUACGUCAUCAGCGGAAAAAGAUGAUUCCAAGAAGACCGAUGAGGAAGAGGAGGAAGACAAGAAAUCGAAAUUGCAUCUCCGAAAAAACAUCAAAGAUAUCAAAGACGAAGCGUCGCUCGAUGAACGCACCAGAAACGCCCAGAGAGAGGAACAGGAGAGGAUAAAGAGGUUGCAGGAGCAGAGAAUGAAGGCGCUCAACUCCUUGAAGGAACUCCGAGGAACUCUGCCGACUCCCUACCAAAGCGAGGCGCAAACUGAAAAUCAAGAGCAAGCAGAAUUGCCCCCAGUUGUGAAACAGGAAGAGCCCUCACCGGCUGCUGCGAUUCCUUCCGAUGAAGAAGACAUUGAUGAUGAUGCGAACACCAACGCUACCAAAAAAGACGUGAUCGAUAUCUCCUCCGGGGACGAGUACGAGCCCCGUGACAAGGACGUGAUAAAUGUCAGUGAUGACUCCGACGACGACGAGGAGAUCGACCUUUCGACGAGCAUGCAUCCGAUACGUGAUGAAAACGGUCGAGUUCUGAUCAAUGUCGGCCAUCCCGACGACGAGGAGGACAUUUUCAUUGCCCCUCAACUCGCCCAUAUUAUAAAGCCCCAUCAGAUUAACGGAGUUCGCUUCCUCUACGAGAAUGUCAUUGAGAGUGCGUCCCGCUUCAAAGUGUCGAGCGGCUUUGGAUGCAUUUUGGCGCACAGCAUGGGCUUGGGGAAAACGAUACAAGUCAUAACGUUCACCGAUCUGUUCCUACGACACACGACCGGGAGGAAAGUUCUGAUCAUCACACCCAUCAACACCAUCCAAAAUUGGCUGGCCGAGUUCGACAAAUGGCUGCCGAAAGAGGACCAGGUGUACGUGACCCUCAUAAACGAGGGUCAUGUCAGACCCCGGAGUUUCCCCGUGUUUCUCCUGAAUGAAUCGUAUAAAACCGCGUCCGCGCGGCAUCGGAUCGUCAGGGAAUGGCAUGACAAAGGCGGGGUCAUGCUGAUGGGGUACGAAAUGUACAGAACGCUCGCUCUCAAGAAAGUCUACAAACCAAAGGGAAGGAAGAAGGCCACCGUGCAAGCCACCGAAGAAAUUAUGCGGAAAGACCGAGAACUGCUCGAGGAGGUGUACGAGGCUUUGGUGAACCCUGGACCGGACCUUGUGGUUUGUGAUGAAGGCCAUCGGAUCAAGAACUGCAAUGCGACAACGUCGUCCGCCUUAAAAGAUAUCAAGACGAAGCGGCGAGUGGUCCUUACCGGAUACCCGUUGCAAAACAACCUCAUAGAGUAUUGGUGCAUGGUAGACUUCGUGAGACCGUCUUACCUCGGGACGAAAAUGGAAUUCACCAACAUGUUCGAAAGACCCAUUCAAAAUGGACAGUGCGUCGACUCGACGCCGAAAGAUCGACAGUUGAUGAAGUUCCGCGCGCACGUACUUCAUUCGCUUCUGACGGGUUUCGUACAACGGCGGGGUCAUGGUGUUCUCAAGGAUGCGCUGCCUCACAAGGAAGAACACGUGUUUUUCAUCCGAAUGACCCCAAUCCAGAGAGCUCUCUACACGGCUCUGGUGAAAGAAUUCGUCACGAACUCCGAAUCGGCGAACCCGCUGAAAAUCUUUGCGGUCUGCUGUAAGAUCUGGAACCAUCCCGAUAUUUUGUACAAUCUAGUCAGGGACAAGAAAGGUCUCCCUCCUACUGCCGUGAUGGACCUCGACAUCGACGAUGGUGCUGCCGAGGUCGGAGAGUCCGGAUUGAACGGCUUAGGAUCUCGGAAGAGAGACGAGCUCGGCGAGGGAGGAGACCCCGACGGCGAAGAAGACCCUUCGAAGAAAAAGAGGAAACGAGGGAAGAAGAAAGACGCCGCAACUCCAACCCCCGAACAAUUUCCCAAGCCUGUGAACGAGGACGAGCUCAACAAGAUUUCCUACGAAUGGGCGUACGAGUUGAUGGCUGACUACAAAGCCGACGACAUAACCAACAGUUAUAAGAUGGUUCUCCUGAUGGAGGUACUCGAUUCCUCGCUUCGGGAAGGGGACAAACUGCUGGUUUUCAGCCAAUCGUUGCUCACGUUGGACCUCGUCGAAAGAUUCCUCCAGAUGAGAGAUCUCCCACCCAGACCCGGUUUGAACUACACUGAUAAAUGGGUCAAGAACAGGACCUAUUUCCGCUUGGACGGCGGCACAUCAGGCCAAGAACGUGAGAAACUCAUCAAUGACUUCAAUCACAAUCCAUGCGUGGCCUUGUUCCUCUUGUCGACGAGGGCAGGCUGCUUAGGAAUUAAUUUAAUUGGCGCAAAUAGAAUUGUGGUUCUUGACGCCUCGUGGAAUCCUUGCCACGAUGCGCAAGCUGUAUGCCGGGUAUACCGCUAUGGUCAGCAAAAGCCGUGCUACAUAUAUCGCUUCGUCUGUGAUAACUCGCUGGAGAAAAGAAUUUAUGACCGACAGGUGAACAAACAGGGAAUGUCGGACAGGGUUGUUGAUGAAAUGAAUCCCGAAGCUAAACUGACGUGGAAAGACGUAUCGACGCUGAUACAAGAAGACGAAUGUGAUCCGCCAGAAGAGGACUUUUCAGAUAGCCACGAAAAGUUCAGAGAUCCCAUCAUGCGACAGGUCGUGUCGGUGGCGUCGAGAGCUUUCACGAAACUGCCUUUCGAGCACGAAUCGCUUCUACUCGAUCAGAAAGAUCAGAAGCUAACGAAAUACGAGAAAAAAUUGGCUAAAGCCUCAUACGAGCAAGAGAAACGCGCAGCGCAACUCGGUGGUAGAGGAACCUACGGUUCCGGUAUCACAACCAUGAACGGUAGGGGAGCUUACGGGAGCCAAAAGUCGAGGUUCGACAUGAUCAGAGACCCCAAAACCGGCCAAGCGUUCCCGGCGUCGUUCACAGGUAUGCAAUCGAACGUCGGCACGGCGCUCAUCCACAGCCUCAUCAAGCAAGGUAUGACUGUGCAGAAGAUGCGGAUCCCAAAAAGCAUAACAAUCGGACUCGCCAAAGAGCCCCCCAUACAGCUGCAAGCCGGCUGCGAACUGUUCGUCAUGAAAACCCCGCGAGGCGUCUACCUGAGACUGCCGUGUGAACGGGUGAUUGCAAUGCGGCUUCCUCAAACUCUGGACCAAUUGUGCAUGGCUCGGCCCAGUCCAUUCCGGCCGGCAGCGGAGAUCAAAAAGCCUGAAGUAAUCAACCUCGAUGACGAAGACGACGACGAGCUGUCGAACGACUUCGACGACUUGAAACCAAAACCAAAGGUGAUCACAAUCGAAUCCGAAACGAUCUCGAAGAACAAAGGUCUAUACGACAUGCUCACGAAGGAUUACAAGUCUACGAAACAAGAAGAGGAGGACAUUCUGGGCAAAAUGGCCGCCAACAAAAAUCUCCAGCUGCAAGUCGUCACCGAGGUGAAAGCGGAACGCAAGGCUCGCAUAAAGAUCACCCAGCGUAAGAAGAUUGACAAGGAAAUGGCUAAGGUGCAGUUGCUAAAUGGUGAGUCGGCCAGUGUGUACGAAGGUGACUCGGAUUCGUGUCGAGACAGAGGCGAAGCGAACUCGACCGAGGACGAGGAAGCGUUCGACCUGGGUUCGCUCAGCGGAGAAAUCACCGUUAGUCCAGUGAAGAUGUCCAACACUCGCCCUAACCGAUCCUCAAGCAAAGACGAACAGGUUGAUCUCGAUGCUGACGAGGGCGCGCCUUCGAGCAACGAAAACUCUCAAGGUUCUGCAUCCGACAACUCCACCGAGGUGAAACGAAACCCGCUAGCCAUUCAGAACCUUGAUGAAAUGCUCGGAGGAACCAAAUCAGCGCCACCGCCUGCGGCCACAAUUCAAUAG